AAAGGUGUGAUAAAGGCGUAUUUUAUCUUACAACGAUAGACUGCGAGCUGUUAUUGAUAUUGCAAAGAGGCAGAAUUUUCGGUACUUUACCGCCAUUUUUAGAAAUAACAUGGCGACAAAAAUAGAUAAAGUUUUGCUGUGUGUUUUGCUUAUAACUUUUGGCAUAAAAGGGCCCAUUUCAGCUGAAAAAUAUGCACAAACGAAUGGUAACAAUACUGGAAAGACUACUGCUGCUUCCAGUAGUAGCAAUGCCGCAAAUACUACUACCACUACUCCACUGCCUUCUAAUAGCACUGCCGAGUCCCGAAACAUAACUGGAUCUACUAACGCUACUACAGUGCCUGCGACCAGCCCAACUGCAUCUCCUAACAUCACUACUUCAUUACCUUCUAACAGCACAACUGGAUCGCCUAACACUACUACAAUACUUUCUAAUACCACUACUUCAUUACCUUCUAAAAGCACAACUGGAUCUCCUAACACUACUACAAUACUUUUUAGUACCACUACUUCAUUACCUUCUAACAGCACAACUGGAUCUCCUAACACUACUACAAUACUUUCUAGUACCACUACUUCAUUACCUUCUAACAGCACAACUGCAUCUCCUAACACUACUAAAUCUUCCAGCAGCACUACUGGAUCUCCUUACACUACUACAAUACUUGCCAACACCACUACUUCAUUACCUUCUAACAGUACAACUGCACCUCCUACCACUACUUCAUUGCCAUCUACCGGCACUACUGAGGUACCGAGCAGUACAAUAACUACUUCAGCCAAGCCUACAACUUCAACUUCCAUUCCUCCAACAAAAAAGCCCCCCAUGCCACCAGGUACGGUGGCUGCUAUUGUUAUCGUGGUCAUUGUGGUGGUAGCUUUGAUUGGAAUUGCCAUUUACUGGUUUAUGAAAAAAAGACACGGAGAAGAAGACAGGACACCUCUUACGAGAGGACUGCCAACAUAGAAAAGAAUUUCCAGCGAAUUCAAAUUAAAACUGGCAAUGAAAAAAAAAAUUAAUGCACUUAAGUUAUCUGUAUCGCAAAGCUGGACUAUUUAUAUUUGUUUUAUGUAUAUUAAUGUGUAAAAGACUUUUCAUUCUUAGAUAUAUGUGUUUAAAUGCAAAUGCGUAAUAUACUGAUUAUAAAAUACUGACUUCGGCACUGAAAACGGAGGUGACAGUUAAUAUAACCAUUUUUUUCUUUUGAUAGUCUUACACGAUUAAGUGAAAAAGAUGAAACUUCUUUAUUUGCAUUAAAGGCAUUUCUUCUUGUAUCAUAAAUAAAUUAAUGUAAAUAAAUUCUAAAUGUAAUAACUUCA
Molecule: messenger RNA, 1320 nt
Organism: Stegodyphus dumicola
Lineage: Eukaryota; Metazoa; Arthropoda; Arachnida; Araneae; Eresidae
Source: RefSeq, a predicted model, not a curated record